Thunnus maccoyii (southern bluefin tuna) is the source of this 2255-nucleotide messenger RNA. Its product is annotated as serine/threonine-protein kinase 38-like. The coding region runs from base 374 to 1765 and encodes 463 amino acids. Gene Ontology annotation, biological process: peptidyl-serine phosphorylation; intracellular signal transduction. The transcript is spliced from 14 exons. The record is from RefSeq and is a predicted model, not a curated record. Lineage: Eukaryota; Metazoa; Chordata; Actinopteri; Scombriformes; Scombridae. Gene Ontology annotation, molecular function: ATP binding; protein serine/threonine kinase activity.
GCUGGGGCGGUCUGAUGAGCCCGACGGUUCCCAGGAAGCAGCGCUGCUUAUUUGAUACUUUAUAGCGAUAAAAACGGGCGAAACACUACAUUUCGAGGUCAAGAGGUACCAAUGUAAACAGUUAAAUAUGUUUAAAUAAUUUCAGGUUAGCUUGUUGCCAGCGUCAGAGGACUUUUGUUAUGAUUUGGCGUUGAUAUUGGUGAUGUUUACUUCAGAGGUUCCUCUAAAGGGUAGCUAAUAACUGGAGCUUCUAGCCUCCACUGCCUGAAUAUCAGGCAGAAAGACACGUAAAAACACCGUAUAUUUGUUUCACCUGGGUCGUGGGCUGGCGGCAAGCCAAUAAGUGACUCUGGAGCAGGACACGGAGGAUAGUAUGGCCAUGACGGGAGGGACUGCAGCUGCCCUUCCCAUGAGCAACCACACCCGAGAGAGGGUGACCGUGGCCAAGCUGACACUGGAAAACUUUUACAGCACUCUGCUCACCCAGCACGAGGAGCGGGAGAUGAGGCAGAAGAAGCUGGAGAAGGCCAUGGAAGAUGAGGGUUUACCAGACGAGGAGAAAGUAAUGCGUCGCUCGCAGCACGCUCGUAAGGAGACCGAGUUUUUGCGACUGAAGAGGACGCGGCUGGGCUUGGAUGACUUUGAGUCCCUUAAAGUCAUUGGACGAGGUGCUUUUGGAGAGGUUCGUUUGGUGCAGAAAAAAGACACAGGGCACAUUUACGCCAUGAAGAUUUUGAGAAAAGCAGAUAUGCUGGAGAAGGAACAGGUUGCUCAUAUCCGAGCAGAGAGGGAUAUUUUAGUGGAGGCAGACGGUGCCUGGGUGGUGAAGAUGUUCUACAGCUUCCAGGACAAGAGGAACCUCUACCUCAUCAUGGAGUUCCUGCCCGGAGGUGACAUGAUGACCCUGCUGAUGAAGAAGGACACUCUGUCUGAGGAGGCCACUCAGUUCUACAUCGCAGAGACCGUGCUGGCCAUCGACUCCAUCCACCAGCUGGGCUUCAUCCACAGAGACAUCAAACCAGAUAACCUGCUGCUGGACUCCAGGGGACACGUGAAGCUGUCAGAUUUUGGCUUGUGUACAGGACUGAAGAAGGCUCAUCGCACAGAAUUUUACAGAAACCUGACACACAACCCACCCAGCGACUUCUCUUUUCAAAACAUGAACUCCAAGAGGAAAGCAGAAACCUGGAAGAAGAACCGGAGGCAGCUGGCUUAUUCCACUGUGGGAACGCCAGACUACAUCGCCCCUGAAGUCUUCAUGCAGACGGGAUACAACAAGCUGUGUGACUGGUGGUCUCUGGGUGUCAUCAUGUAUGAAAUGCUCAUCGGUUAUCCACCCUUUUGCUCGGAGACGCCGCAGGAGACGUACAGGAAAGUGAUGAAUUGGAAGGAAACCCUCGUCUUUCCACCUGAAGUCCCCAUCUCAGAGAGGGCCAAAGACUUGAUAUUACGGUAUUGCACUGAUGCUGAAAACAGGAUUGGAGCAGUAAGUGUGGAGGAGAUCAAAAGUCAUCAGUUCUUUGAGUCGGUGGACUGGGAACACAUCAGGGAGCGGCCAGCAGCCAUCUCCAUUGAAAUCAAGAGUAUCGACGACACCUCAAACUUUGACGACUUCCCUGAAUCAGACAUCCUUCAGCCAGCCAAUGCGACGGAGCCAGACUUUAAAUCAAAGGACUGGGUGUUCCUCAACUACACGUACAAACGCUUCGAGGGCCUGACUCAGCGAGGCACCAUCCCCACAUACAUGAAGGCAGGGAAGGCCUGACACGUUCAAACUGGGAGACGGUGUUGUGGAGAGAAAAAUAGACGUUUACGGACACAGGGUCGGGCCAUGGAGCCCUGCUGGUGCUGAAGGCUGCGCCAUCAGCCUCUCAGUCUAAAUUUAACCCUCAUCACAAGUUAUUUAGGUCUGCUCAGCCGCCGCAAGAACGCCAAGAGCUCGGAUAUUAAGGAGCGUUACCGCAUUACCUCGGUUGUUUAUAUCGUAUACUGUACAUGUGCCGUCUUUAGCCAUAGCUCUCAGGCCAGCUCACAAACUAGGACACUAAAUCAGCAUAUCUGCAUGUACAGCGGCAUAUUGCUUCUGGAGAGGAUUUACAGUGGGAAUGAGGCUUGAAUACAAAUCACUGCUUUGACAUAUUCACAUCGAUAGUUUCAACACUGGUGGCUAAAUUAGCUCUGAUACUGAAGACACGCUCUAUACACUGUAGUCAAACUCUGGAUUAUUAGUAAGUAUGAACAGGAACCUCUCACUU